Molecule: messenger RNA, 1204 nt
Organism: Aphidius gifuensis
Lineage: Eukaryota; Metazoa; Arthropoda; Insecta; Hymenoptera; Braconidae
Gene: unpg
Product: homeobox protein unplugged
Exons: 3
Coding region: 2-1153 (383 amino acids)
Biological process (GO): regulation of transcription by RNA polymerase II; regulation of nervous system development
Cellular component (GO): nucleus
Molecular function (GO): DNA-binding transcription factor activity, RNA polymerase II-specific; RNA polymerase II transcription regulatory region sequence-specific DNA binding
Source: RefSeq, a predicted model, not a curated record
UAUGGAAAUAACAGCGACGGAUGAUAAUGAACUUGAUGUUGGUUCAGCAAGUGAUGAAAUGGAUACUGUUGAAACAAUUGUUAAACCAUCACCAAAACCAUUUACAAUUGAAAGUUUAAUUGGUAAUAGAGCUAAAAUUAUUGAUAAUAAGAAAAAAAAUAUUGUUGAUGAUAGUGAUGAUAAUUAUGAACGUAAAAAUAAUGAAUUUGAAAGAGGAAGAGAAUUUUUUUAUCAACAACAUUGUUUGGCGACGGCUACAAGUGCUUUACCUGGAUUUGCAAUGCCAUUAAGUUUUUACAGUACUUGGUUACCAAUGAGAAUGUAUGGAAGUGGAUCAGGUGGACCAAUACUACCACCUCAUCUAUCAGCAGCUUAUACAUCACCACAAAAUCAGGCUGCACAAUUAUCAAAUCAUUUUAAUUUUAGUCUCAAUAAUAUUCACAAUAAUGCAUACUUAGCUAAUCGUGAUCCACAACAAAAUAUUAUGACUGAUAGUGAUGACGAUGGAAGUUUAUCACCAGUACAAGAUCUAUCAAAAUCUCAACAUGGUUCAGAAAGUGGUAGAAUAUCAGCAGACAGUGAUGAUGAAGCAGUUAGUACAGAUGUUAAUGGACAAGUUACAACAAAUCAAUCAAAUACAUCUGGUAGUAAAGCAAGAAGAAGAAGAACAGCAUUUACAUCAGAACAAUUACUUGAACUUGAACGUGAAUUUCAUGCUAAAAAAUAUUUAAGUUUAACUGAACGUUCACAUAUUGCACAUGCAUUAAAAUUAUCUGAAGUACAAGUUAAAAUAUGGUUUCAAAAUCGUCGUGCUAAAUGGAAAAGAGUUAAAGCUGGUUUAACAACAAAUGGUGGAUCAAAUUCAUCACGUAAUAAUAAUGGUGGUAUUGGUGGUAAUAAUAAUGGUAAUGGUAAUAAUCAACAAGGUAAUAAUGGAACAAGAAUUGUUGUACCAAUACCAGUACAUGUUAGUAGACUUGCUGUACGUUCACAUCAUCAUCAUCUUGAAAAAUGUCCACCACAAUUAACACCAAAUAGACCAAAUGGUUUAACACCAAAUUUAUUAACAAUAUCUGGUAUACAACAACAAAUUGGUAGUGGUGGUGGCCUAUGUGCAUUUACUGCACCAAAAAAAUCAUCAACAACAAGAUAGCUAAUUUAGAUUAAUUUGUUUUUUUUUUUAUUUUUUUUUAUUUUUUCAAAU